AUGCCUCAACCAACAAUAUCUCCAAAUAUCCAACCAAACCUUCAACCAAAACCUCUAAACCUGACUGCCGCCAUCGAAGCCAUUAAAAAAUUUAUGGUUUUUGAUGGAAACGAGGUACUAAAGAAUCCAGUCAAUUUAUCCCAAAUUCAACCCAAUCAAUGUGUCGUGCUUCCAUUGUAUGACACCAAUUUAUUUUUCAAUCACAACUUAGAGCUAGAUGGUGUGAGGGAAGACGUGUACUACGAGCUCAAAUUUGAAGAUGGGAAGUUUAUAACGCCCAUGGGUGUAGGCAGUCCGCCCCAAUCUGUUGUCUGGAUAAUCGACACGGGAUCGCCGUUGACAUGGACCAUUUGCAAGCCAUGCGAUAGGUGUCCAGAAUCACCACCAUUUGACAGCUCUGUUUCACGGUCUUUCAAGAAGGUGGACUGUUACGGAAGAAAUGAAUGCAUUGGUGAUUUCCAGUGUGAUGAAUAUCCCAGCCAUGAUUGCCGAUAUGACUUCGGGUACGCCGAUGGUAGAGCUGUGGCUGGAUUUAUGGUUUACGACAGAGUGACUCAUCCUUCUUCUCGAGAUACGAUCGUGGACAGAUUAAAAUUUGGGUGUACGAAUAAUUGGCCAAAAAGAUUCAAAGUGGAGGGGCCAAUCACUGGUUUGGUGGGACUGAAUCAGGAUCCAGAAUCAUUCAUCCAGCAAUUCAAAGCGGAAUCAUUUAGCUUUUGCUGUGCACCGGAGCAUUCAUUUCAACAGUCAAGAUUCAUCCUAAAUGCCCCAACAGAGGAGACCAGCUCAGACACAGUGCGGAUACCCAUACGGGAUAAAAAAUACAGUUACCACUAUGAUCUCACACUUGCCGGGAUUGCAGUUGGGGAGGAUGAUUAUGUGGCAGUAGAACCUAAAAAAAUUAAUAACUCAAUUUUAGCAACAAUUGAUACUGGGGCUAGAGCGCCAUCGUUAUGCCCCAAGGAAAUGCUUAAAGCACCAUCCUUGUCCGCCCGCCGCCGCGGCCAACAGCACCGCCAGCAACACCGCCUUCGUGGAGACUUGUGUGGCGGCGCUCUUCGAUACACCAUCAUAUUUGUGGUUGGACCGGAUGAAGAGGAAGCACCUGGAUUGCCAUCAUUACUUUAUGAGCCUCAGCAAGAUGAUCAAGCUUUACAGGAACAGAGGCAUGUGUAUGGCUCGGGGUGA
Molecule: messenger RNA, 1188 nt
Organism: Oldenlandia corymbosa var. corymbosa
Lineage: Eukaryota; Viridiplantae; Streptophyta; Magnoliopsida; Gentianales; Rubiaceae
Source: the annotation of a GenBank genome assembly